Paramuricea clavata is the source of this 1298-nucleotide messenger RNA. The record is from the annotation of a GenBank genome assembly. NCBI's taxonomy places the organism in Eukaryota, Metazoa, Cnidaria, Anthozoa, Malacalcyonacea, Plexauridae.
AUGGGACCGAGGAUGUCAGGGCCUUUGAGAGUGCAAGACAUAGAGGGAGCAGAAUUAGCCCAAGUAAAUUUUGUAGCUCAGACAAUGAAUAAUGAAAAUAGUUUGGAGAGUAAUGUACAGAAGCUGUGGAGUUUUGAAGGGUUAGGUAUCCGUGAGAAAGAUAAGGUUCAUGAGGAGUUUUUAGAUGGCAUAUCUUUCACAGGUAGUAGAUAUUAUAACAAACGUACUUGCAGGGAGGUGAGUCCGGGAUUGGACGCACCGAGGGUGGCUGGAAGUUUCCCGAACUUACCGAGCGAAGCGAGGUGAGUUCGGGAAACUUCCAGCCACCCGAGGUGCAUCCAAUCCCGGACUCACUGAACCUGCAAGUACGUUUGGUUUUUAUCCCAUACACCGAGCCAUACACACAUUUGUAGCUCUUCGCGAUAUAUUCGUCGAUGUUUUGUGAACAUUUUCCCGGCCAAAAAAUCACUGGGCAAGAAAAUACUUCUUUAUCUACGUCUACAUUACCUUUACUGCAUUUUUUCUUUGGUUUUUCUUCAGUCUCAGUAUGUUAGUCACCGAAAAAAGUUCUUUAAAGUUUAGGUUUAUCGGCUAAAUCUUGUCCGCCAUAUUUGUUUAAUAUUGUUAUUGCAACGUAAGCAGUUUAGCGGGUGAGUUCGGGCGAAAAGCAGGUGAGUUCGGCAAAAAGCAGGUGAGCUCGACGACAAGCUCACCUGCUCUAAACCAAUCAGAAAGCCGCUUUUAACACACGUAUGGGAUAAUCAGUGAAACUACCCUGGAAGGAAAGCCACGACAAAUUGCCUGACAAUUAUGUAAAUAGCUUAGGUAGAAUGGAGAAUCAGUUACGACGACUGAAGAAGGAGGCAGCAUUGUUGACAGAGUAUGAUUCUAUCAUCAGAGAACAGGUAGAGCGAGGGAUUGUAGAGCCAGUAGCAGCAUUGGAGAAAGUUGAUAAAGUUCAUUAUUUACCACACCAGGCGGUCAUUCGCAAGGAUGCAGUGACCAGAAAGGUUCGGGUUGUUUAUGAUGCUUCAUCUAAGGAAUGUAAGUCAGGGACAUCACUUAAUGACUGCUUGCAUAUUGGGCCAUCCCUCAAUCCAUUACUAUAUAGCAUAUUGAUACGGUUUAGAGAAAACAGGAUUGCUUUAGUAGGCGGCGCUAUUGAAAAGGCUUUUUUGAAUGUGGAGGUUGAUAAGGCAGAUCGAGAUUGUCUGAGGUUUUUGUGGGUAAAGGAUAUUGAGAGUGAUGAAACAGUUGUUUAUAGGUUUUGUAGAGUAGUAUUUGGAUUGAAUGCAUAA